GGACUAGGCAUUUGCGAGACGAGGAUCGUGAACCGGCUUAAAGUAUGGCAUGUUGCAAAGAUGGUUUCUACCAAGAAGGAGCCAGGAACCACGAUGUCCUCCGGGGUCAGUUUAACCCUCCUGCACUUCCUGUGCCUGGCGGCUUGUUUAAACGAACCCCCAGGAGAUCCCAAAAAGGAGGAGAAAUUACGACCAGAGAAUUUCACCCGCAUCCUGGACAGUUUACUCGAUGGUUAUGACAACAGACUGCGUCCUGGAUUUGGGGGUCCUGUUACAGAAGUGAAAACUGACAUAUAUGUCACCAGCUUUGGGCCUGUUUCUGAUGUGGAAAUGGAAUACACAAUGGAUGUCUUCUUCCGGCAAACCUGGAUUGACAAAAGACUAAAAUAUGAUGGCCCCAUUGAAAUUUUAAGGCUGAACAAUAUGAUGGUGACUAAAGUGUGGACACCUGAUACUUUCUUCAGGAAUGGGAAAAAAUCUGUCUCCCAUAAUAUGACAGCCCCAAACAAGCUCUUUAGAAUUAUGAGAAAUGGCACCAUUUUAUACACAAUGAGGCUUACCAUAAGUGCAGAGUGCCCCAUGAGAUUAGUGGAUUUCCCCAUGGAUGGCCAUGCAUGUCCCUUGAAAUUUGGGAGUUAUGCUUACCCAAAGAGUGAGAUGAUCUACACCUGGACAAAAGGUCCUGAGAAGUCUGUGGAAGUCCCAAAAGAGUCUUCCAGUUUAGUUCAGUAUGACUUGGUUGGCCAAACAGUGUCCAGUGAAACCAUCAAAUCUAUUACAGGUGAAUACAUUGUUAUGACAGUUCACUUCCAUCUCAGAAGGAAAAUGGGUUAUUUCAUGAUCCAGACAUAUAUCCCAUGCAUCAUGACUGUGAUUCUUUCUCAAGUUUCCUUUUGGAUAAACAAAGAAUCCGUUCCAGCUAGAACUGUGUUUGGUAUAACUACUGUUCUGACAAUGACAACUCUGAGCAUCAGUGCCAGGCAUUCCUUGCCCAAAGUGUCCUAUGCUACUGCCAUGGAUUGGUUCAUAGCUGUAUGCUUUGCCUUUGUGUUCUCUGCCCUCAUUGAAUUUGCUGCGGUCAACUAUUUUACUAAUGUCCAAAUGGAAAAAGCCAAAAGGAAGGCAUCAAAACCCCAACAGGAACCACCUGCCCCUUCAGUUCAGAGAGAAAAGUGUUCCGAAGAACCACUUCAGAAUACAGAUGCCAAUUCAAAUGUGAGAAAAAGAACCAAUGUAUCAUCUCAGUCUGAUGCUGAUGUUGGCAACAGAGCCGAGACUGAAAACAUGCCAAUGGGAACUUCUGCAGAAGCUCAGGAGCCUUCUGGUACCACUUCCCAAUCCUAUCUAGCUUCAAGUCCCAACCCAUUCAGUCGGGUGAAUGCAGCUGAGACAAUAUCUGCUGCUCGAGCACUUCCUCCAGCUCCUCCAUCCACUCCUAUUUUAACUGGGUAUGCGUCCCAGCUGGUCUCCACUGUCUCUCCAGCCAGACACCAUGUUUUUGGAUCAAGACUGAAGCAGAUCCAAACCAAGGUCAAUACUUUUGGAACUUCUGGAAAAUUGUCAGCUGCCACACCUCCCCCUGUACCACCACCUUCAGGCUCUGGCACAAGCAAAAUAGACAAAUAUGCCCGUAUUCUUUUUCCUGUCACAUUUGGAGCAUUUAACAUGGUCUACUGGGUGGUCUACUUAUCUAAGGACCCUAUGGAGAAAUCAGAAAGUCUAAUGUAG
This is a messenger RNA of Gracilinanus agilis (Agile Gracile Mouse Opossum), 1728 nucleotides long. It is a transcript of the gene GABRA4, whose product is annotated as gamma-aminobutyric acid type A receptor subunit alpha4. Gene Ontology annotation, molecular function: benzodiazepine receptor activity; GABA-gated chloride ion channel activity; inhibitory extracellular ligand-gated monoatomic ion channel activity. Lineage: Eukaryota; Metazoa; Chordata; Mammalia; Didelphimorphia; Didelphidae. The record is from RefSeq and is a predicted model, not a curated record. Gene Ontology annotation, cellular component: GABA-A receptor complex; synapse; postsynapse. The coding region runs from base 61 to 1728 and encodes 555 amino acids. Gene Ontology annotation, biological process: regulation of postsynaptic membrane potential; gamma-aminobutyric acid signaling pathway; synaptic transmission, GABAergic. The transcript is spliced from 9 exons.